Molecule: messenger RNA, 1587 nt
Organism: Scylla paramamosain (green mud crab)
Lineage: Eukaryota; Metazoa; Arthropoda; Malacostraca; Decapoda; Portunidae
Exons: 10
Coding region: 1070-1327 (85 amino acids)
Source: RefSeq, a predicted model, not a curated record
UUGAGGAGCUUCUAAAUCGCUGCCGUCAGUUGGAGCAGCAACCUAAUGCAUCACAGAUCUCAGGAGUUCCAAGCAAGAGACCAAGAAUUGAUAAGAAUUCUACACUAUUUUCAAGGGAUGCAGACUUUAAUAUUUCAUCAAGAUUUGACCUUUCACGACGGCCUGCAAAAGUGUGUGUGGGAGUGCAGACUGAAGUGUCACAGGAGAAGAAUGUGAAGAGAACAAGGCUAGAUGUGGCUUCCCCAAGAGGCCAGGUUUCCCAGACCAGAAGCAUUGCCACUCUUCUUUCCUGCAGUGCCCCAGCUGCUUCCCAACACACAGGACCAUCUACAUCUACCUCUGCAGCUGUACACUCCUCUGACUCUACUAGCUGGGCCUUACCUUCAGAAUGGCUGGGUAUCAUUUCACAAGGAUUGAGAGAGAAUGACAAGAGUAUUGAAAUGGAAAUUGAUUGGUGUGGCUGUUGAAAGAUUGCAGAAGACUCAUGUGGCUGUCUUGGAUAAUGGUGGUGAUCACAGCAGGCUGAUGCAAAAUUUCAGAUGAUCUUCUAAAAUGGUAUGAGAGUCAAGUUGGCCCUGCCAUUCAAGUUUUGUGUCACUUCAGGUCCUCUUCAGUGCCCAGCACACUUCAAGCCAUCAUUGCUCAUCUGCCACCCAUACAAGUGAAGGAUGUUAUUGUUAACAGAAGAAUACGUUCCAGAUUACUAGAGGUUACAGAGGGGAUUGCCAAGUUUGUGAAACAUCCUGUAGAAAGAAAUAAUACUGAAACUUUGGUGUCAGCAUUGAGGGAGUGCUGUUUGAGCCUUGAGAAUGAGAGUGAAGCUGAGGCUUUUGUAAGAGUUGCUGCAGCACUCUCUCCUCACUGCCAGCUGUGUGUGUCUUCAGAUGUGUGUCUGAUAAGCCAGUUGUGUAAGAAGGUUAAGAAGCUCUGCGUUCCUGAGAUAGACAUCGUCAGAGCUUUGCUGGACUUGACUUGGGCCUUGGUGAAAUUGAGCUCACCUCCAUGGCUGAACUCCAGUUGCUGCUGCUCCUCUCAGCUUCUGGGGAUUUUCCUGUGGCACAUUUACCAGAUGCUGGAAGCAAUUCGUCCCUUAGAUAAAAGUAAUAAAAGUAAGAAGGUGCCGCAGGUGAUGGUAUCCUGUGUGCAGCUGCUGCACUAUUGGUCCACUGUAGACCAGGACUGGUGGGAGAAAGUGGCACCCUUCCCACAAUACCCAACCCUCAUGGCUGCUCUUGCUUCCAAGGCCACCACUAUGAAAUUUAAUAAAGAAACAGUUGAGUUGCUGUGUGAUUUGUAUGAGUUCGAGGAUGGAACUUUUGAAAGAUGACAAUGGACUACUGCACAUCACAGCACAUAAACUAUGUACUACAGGACACUUCACAUUCCACCUUGAAUAUACCUAAGCUGUUGAACUGUUCUUACUUGAUUGUUGUGCCUGGUGGUACAUGACUGACCACAAGGAAUAUUUUUAUAUUUUUAUUUUAUUAAUUUUGAGAGCCAUUCUUAUCUUUUUGCAAGAGAUUAUUUAUGUACAGAAUAAUUUUAAGAAAAUAUCAAUUACUUAUGAAUAUGAAAUAUUGGAAAUUA